UGCCUUAAAAUGGUCAAGGUUGAGAAACACUGCUCUAAAGCAAGAGUCUUGAAUCCCAGGGCGGGAGCCCAGAACUGGGCCAUGGCCCGUUUGGAACAGGGCGGCGAAAACGGCGGACGGGCACGCUUCUGCGCGCAGCUCUAUUUAUGCGAGUGACUGGCACGCGCGCCACCCGCUGCUCACACAGAACCAUUUCCUCUCUCCCCCCCCCCGCAAAGCCGGAAAGGUUGGGGAUCCCUGCUCUACAGCCCCGGAUGGGAGAAAAGGAGCUAAAUCUCCCCACGUCCUCCCCCUCUCGCGGUAUCUUAAGGCUCGUCGUGGCCGUUUUUCCUAUAAGGGGGAAGAAAGGGGCGCCUCUAGUGCCUGGAGCGUCGCGGCUCGUCCCGCCUGGCCCUCGUCGUCCCGCCUCUGGGUGGCUGUGUGAAUGCCGGUGGCGGUAAUCGCGUCGGGCUGAGAAAAGCUUUCAGCCACGGGCCGAGUUUCUCUGGCCGCCCGCUUUCCCGCUCUGGUGGGCGAGGCUGAGGGCCUCGCAGAGGGAGUCGGAGGAAGACGCAACAUCCGAUGGCGGCCGACGUGGAGGCGUCGCUGGAGCUGAGUCUGUCGGGCAGUUACGCGGGCCCCGGAUCCUGGCCGCCCGCACGCUCCCGCAUUUUCAAGAUCAUCGUGAUCGGGGACUCCAACGUGGGGAAAACGUGCCUCACCUACCGCUUCUGCGCGGGGCGCUUCCCCGAGCGCACGGAAGCGACUAUCGGGGUAGACUUCCGCGAGCGAGCCGUCGACAUCGACGACGAGAGAAUCAAGAUCCAGCUGUGGGAUACAGCAGGACAGGAACGUUUUAGGAAGAGUAUGGUGCAGCAUUAUUACAGGAAUGUACACGCAGUUGUGUUUGUAUAUGAUAUGACAAAUAUUGCUAGCUUUCACAGUUUACCACUGUGGAUUGAAGAGUGCAAGCAACACUUGCUCACCAAUGAUAUACCCCGGAUUUUGGUUGGAAACAAAUGUGAUCUGAGGAAUGCGAUUCAGGUGCCUACAGAUGUGGCUCAGAAAUUUGCUGACACUUAUGGUAUGCCACUAUUUGAAACUUCUGCCAAAAACCCAAAUGACAAUGACCAUGUGGAAGCCAUAUUCAUGACAUUGGCUCAUAAGCUAAAGAGCCACAAGCCACUCAUGCUUAGUCAGUUACCAGAUAAUACAGUUCACUUGAAACCAGCAUCAAAACCUACAAUGACAUGUUGGUGUUAAUUUGCAGUAUAUUUGCAUUCAGCAUUGUAUUAUUCUCUUUGCCAGAGCUUUAAGAAUGCAAUGUUUUGAUUUAAUAAGAAUUAACUUCUGCUAGGCACUUUAUUCAGUUGUUUCAUAUGUAGAAGUUUAGUAUGUGCACUUGGUAAGCUGCAGCAUCUAAAUCAGGGGUGUCAAACUGCUGGCCCGCGGGCCGGACACGUCAUCCAAAAGCCGCGCCCACCCCAUUGCCGGCACUGGCAAAACCAUCCCGAUGCGUUGCGCAACAUCACAUGACAUCACAAGUUUGACAUGUCUGAUCUAAAUGAAUGACAAAGUUUAGGGAACUGUUUUUGUUUUUAGGGAUUUUUUUAAUCUGUACAAAUAGAUUGUUUUACAGAAAAAAUGGUCUCUUCAUUUUUAGAGCUUUUCUCCAAUACAGUGUGGAUAUUUAAAAAUGUAUUAAGUCAGAUCUCUGCCUUUAUUGUUUAGCUUAAGAAUACUAUCUUUCUAUGGAGGCCCAAAAAUCAGUUUAACAUUAUAAUCCUAAUUAUUUGGUACAUAGUUUUAUGAAAAUACAAUGGAAGAAAGGUUCAAUAUGAAUAAAGUAUUAGAAAUCUUUCCCCUUCAUUUCUUUCCAUUUAAAAUUUUAAGUUCAUUAAUUUUAGAAAUAAAUUAUGUAUACAGUGAUUUUUUUUCUAUUUUAAUUUCUGCUUGUAUUGAAUGUUUCGAACUUUUUCUGUUUUGUAUAUAUACAGGAACAAGUGAUGGUUAUUCCCACUAUAGUGUUCCUUAUAAUUGUUACAUUUUUCAAGAUAAGAGGAAAAGAAUGUGAAUCACCUGCAUAUUAUUGGAAAUAAUACUGAAAAUUGUAGCUUAUUUUCUUGUAAGAUGGUUACAUUACUCUAGAGGUACAGCUAGUACCGUGUUUCCCCAAAAGUAAGAUCCAGUCUUACUUUCUUUUGAGCUCUGAAAUAAGCACUAGGCUUACUUUUGGGUAGGGCUUUUACUGGUACCAGCAGGCCGCAAACGCACGGGACAGGGCUUGUGCAUGGGGUGGAGAUGCAACACAGCAGCAAGACUUGGUAGAGGACCAAGUACCAGGGAGGGCAGGGCGCAUCCCCUUCCUGUGCCAGUCCAGCCCCUGCAGCCCCAGGGUGGCCACGCUGGGCAUCAGCGGGAAGGGUGCCAAGGUGGGGGUGGCCAGGCCAAUGUUCCUUCGGCUGAAGCAGUGAGGUCUUUGCCCCGGGAAGGCCGCCUUCCUGUCCAGGCCAGACCCACCUGAGAGGUGAAUGAGGAGGCGGCAGCCCAGGACCAAAGUGGCAGGUGGAGCACCGGAGGCUCGGGGAGGGCUCUUGCCUCCUGCUUUGCAGCUCCAUUGCAGUUCUCUGCUGCUGCAGAGCUGGAGAGCUUGCCAUACCACCACCCAGAUGUCCUCGCUUGCCUCAGGAAUUUCAUGUCUUUAUUUACCUGACUUCCAGUCCUGUCCCAUUUCUCUUUCAUACUUCUCUGCUGCCGUGUGCAGGAAAACAAAAGUUUGGGGAGGGGUCAAUCAACAAAUUCCAACCAAUUUCCCCCCCCCCAAAAAAAUUGCCCCACCCAACUUUUUCUGUUUUUUUCCCUAGGGCUUUGCAUCUCCAGUUAGGGUUCGGGAGGGAGUGGGGGUUAGGGUUACCAUAACCACAGGAGGCCUGGCUACGGCCUCGCAUGGGUCAGAUGGGGGGAUCCGCCAAGCCUCAUGACAUUGCCGCGUUGGGUGAGAUGCGGCAAAUGACUGCAGCUGGCCGAAACUGGCUGCGGAACAAGCCAGGUGGCAGUAAGGGACCGGUAUACCGUUGGUUAGCAGGGCACAUAUAUUAAUAGACUGUAUAUUACAAGCUUUUUGCAGUAUUACUAGUAGUAGACAUGUUGUGUGCAUCCUCCUAAUAAGCCAAAAUAUGAGCUUGAUUUGAAGAUGAAAAAUGGAAGAUAGACUUCCAAAUUAAAAGAUUUAACAUUGCAGAAUUCAUAGCAUAUUUAAUGAAUCAUAAACAAGUGCUAGCCAAAAUUGUCUGUUUCCUUCCAUUUAUUUUAAAAUAGUUGAAUCAGCAACAUCAUACAAAGAUACCAAUGCUUAUAUCAUUUAACAAUUAAAAUAUGGAAGGGACAGCAUAAAAUGGGGAAAGAAGAAAUCUAUUUAUGUAAAAUUAAUGUUCAGAAAUUGCUGAAAGGGCUCUUUAAAACUUUGUUAUUGUUUUAAGAGGCUUCAGUGAUUUUGCACAUAAACGCUCCUCCUGGGAAAGACUGAAAAGAUGAGCAGGCAUCUGAUGAUCAUUGCAUAAGUUGCACGACUUUAAAUUCUUCUCUUUUGGCAGGCAGAGAUCAUGGUGCAUACUUUCAGCUCACUGCUCAAGCAGACCUUUAGAUUUUUAUAUAAAUCACAAGUAGAUAAUCAGCAACUUUCUGUUAAAGUAGCCAUUGUAUAAGUUUUUAUUGGUUAGCUAGAUUUAUUUCUGUUUAUUUUUGUACAGUCAUAAAACAAUUCUAGGAAAAAGACAUUCUCUUUUGGAUGAAAUCCAACAAUGCCCAGACAGUUUCUUGUCUGGUUACAGCUGUUCCUAGACAUUCAGUAGGCUUGAGAUAUGUUGAGCAGGACACAUUGGGCAAAUGAAAGGUCCAACUCAUCUCAGUGACUUUACUAGACACUGUAGGAAUAUACAAUUGGAUUUCAUUGUUUAUUGAUGCCUUAUGAACACACUGUACUUGACUUUUGGGAAAAACAAAAACCCAUUUAUAUAUCAUUUUGCAUUUGUACUUUUCUUUAAUUCAAAAGGAAAACCAAAGCAGCUAAUAAUUGGAAUAGUGCUUAUUAUCUGAACUGUUAGCAAGUACGGCAUUAAAAAUUUGGCCCAAGGAGAAGAGCUAUCCUUUUAACAUUAGUAAAAUGUGAAUUGUGAAUUGUGUAGAGAUUUAUUCCUAUCUAUUCAAUAUAUUUAAUGGAUAUUAUAUUUAAACUUAAUGUUCCAAUUGUCCUGUGUGUUCAAUUUUGGGUUAGAUUAAUGUUUUGGGAGCACAAGCCAUGAGACUAUAGGAUUUUAAUGAAAGAAAAUGGUAUCUGUUAUUUAUUAACGCUUAGAAGAACAAUGGCCUAAUUAUCAUUAACUUGUAAUGUCUGUUCCUCAAAAAUGAAAAUUCUUAAAAGUGUUUAUCUUUUGUACUCAUUAUUAGGGCAGCUACAAAAGUUAAAUAUAGUAAUACUAUUAGGUAAUUGUCAAAUUAUAUGUAUUCUAUUGCAAGUUAAUAUACUGUUGUAUAAGAUUGUAACAUUUCAGAUUAGAAAGUAUGUUGAUUGCACAAGUAGAAUAAAAUACAGAGAAUGCAGUACAUUUGCAUGGUUGGCCAAAUGUGUAAAUGGAUUGUGUUCAAAAAUUUUAGAUUCCCCUCCCCCAAGUCAUUUGUGUACUAUUUAUUUGCAUAGCAAAUAUGGAAGGCUUUUUAUGCUUGAAAUAAGGGAUUUUUGUAAUAAUCACUUUAAGCCUUAAUUAUAAUUUUGAUUUACAUACUGUCCAGGAAUAAUCUUUUUUAAGAGCUUUAAUGAAAUGUUCUUAAAAUAUUUUUCAAAUGAGAUUACACUUUAGAGAAUUUACCCGCUUACUUCAUAUGCAUAAUCCAUGUUUUAAAAAAGUGUAGAAGUUUCACUAAUGAUGUAAGACAGGGGUGUCAAACUCGCUGCAUCACAUGACGUGUUGCGACGGAUCAUGACUUUUUCCCCCUUGCUGGAGCUGAGGUGGAUGUGGCUUCUACAUGACGCAUCCGGCCUGUGGGCCGGCAGUUUAAGAUGUAAGAGCUUCAUUACCUCUUAGUAAAAACCUUUGAAAUUCUUACUUUGAACUAAUAUAAAUAACAGUAUCAUAAUAUUGAUAAAGUUCAACUUUAUAACAUUGUUUCACCACAAUUUAUUUUUAUAGGAUUACCAUACAGAUACUGUUUUGAAUGCAAAGUGCUUUUUAGGUUUUUUUUUCUCUAACAUAAUUUGCUUUACUUUCCUCUUUAAAUGAAGGAUCACCUGUCAAACUAGUACAGCAUUUUAAAUCAAUAAAUGCUACCAAAUAAAAUUCCUUUUCUGUA
Crotalus tigris (Tiger rattlesnake) is the source of this 5325-nucleotide messenger RNA. RefSeq names its product RAB33B, member RAS oncogene family (gene RAB33B). Gene Ontology annotation, biological process: Rab protein signal transduction. Gene Ontology annotation, cellular component: endosome; Golgi apparatus. Bases 562 to 1242 code for a protein of 226 amino acids. Gene Ontology annotation, molecular function: GTPase activity; GTP binding. The transcript is spliced from 2 exons. Lineage: Eukaryota; Metazoa; Chordata; Lepidosauria; Squamata; Viperidae. The record is from RefSeq and is a predicted model, not a curated record.